AUGUCGGAGGCAUACGAGCGCGAGCGCCAGAACAAUGCCCGUUUGGACGAGCUGUCCGCAAAAGUGUCCGCUCUCCGCGGCGUCACUGUUGACAUUUACGACAAUGCGCGUGCCCACGAGGUCAUCGACAACACAUCCGAAACGUUCUCCUCCAUGUCCACCCAACUCAAGGGUUCCGCCGGCCGGUUAACCCGUAUGGCUGCCUCCGGAAACAAGGUCGCCAUCCUCAAGCUGUCAGCCAUCAUCAUCGGCGUCUUCAGCCUCCUGUUCUACAUUUCUAAACUCUUCUUUUGA
Molecule: messenger RNA, 294 nt
Organism: Colletotrichum truncatum
Lineage: Eukaryota; Fungi; Ascomycota; Sordariomycetes; Glomerellales; Glomerellaceae
Product: snare complex subunit protein
Biological process (GO): intra-Golgi vesicle-mediated transport
Source: RefSeq, a predicted model, not a curated record